CUACGGGGCUUCUCGGAAGCAUCAGCCCAGAUCCCAGGAAUAGCUCAGGUCUACAGGCGAGGCAUAAAUAAAGUUGGAGCAGUUUCAAAAAGGCAGCAAGUGCUCAAAGCUCUGCAAGUGGACCUAUGAGUGAAGAUUUCAGAGCUACAAGCGAGAAGGUGAGAUGUUCCCUUUGCCGAUGUUCACUCCAGACCAGGUUGCUCGGGUGUGCGAGAACUUGGAGGAGACCGGGGAUAUAGAGCGUCUCGGUCGGUUCCUUUGGUCGCUGCCUGCUGCCGUCCCUGGCUCUGCCGGGGAGGCCCUCAAUCGGCACGAGUCCGUGAUGAGAGCGAGGGCGCUCGUGGCCUUCCACAGGGGGAACUUUGAUGCUCUGUAUCAGAUUCUCCAGAGCCACAGGUUCACGCGGGAGUCGCACGCCAAGCUCCAAGACCUCUGGCUGGACGCACACUACAGAGAGGCUGAAAGGCUCAGGGGGAGGCCACUGGGGCCUGUGGAGAAAUACAGGAUCCGCAAGAAGUUCCCACUGCCCCGCACCAUUUGGGAUGGCGAGCAGAAGACACACUGCUUCAAGGAAAGAACUCGCAGCUUGUUAAGAGAAUGGUACCUCCAAGAUCCCUACCCCAACCCAUCCAGGAAACGCCACUUAGCCCAAGCCACAGGACUCACACCAACGCAAGUGGGGAACUGGUUCAAGAACCGCCGCCAAAGAGACCGUGCUGCAUCAGCCAAGAACAGGCUGCAGCAGGAUCCUUCCCUCCUGCCCUCUGAAGGCUCACCCCAGAGCUCCCUUCAGGAGCGCCACCAUCACCCCCGCCUGCUGCCCAACUCCCCUCAACACCCGGGCAGCCCAGAGAGCGACUGCAGCACGGAGGCCGAGCGCAGGGGAACGGGAGCGUCCACCCCAGAGAUCUCCGUCAGUAGUGACAGCGAGUUCGAGUCAUGAGAUACUUUGUAUCCAUCAGCAGACGUUUGUCCCCUCAGACGUGAAACUUCUAUAAAACCCAUACGAACUUUCUCUGGACACUUUACAGCCGUUCAGACUGAAGGAGGCAAGAGCAAGGCCACGUACUGUGGCUCUGAGUGGACGAAGGAAAGGAAAGAAAGGCACUUAAACACCACAGGACAUAAGCUUGGCUGUUAUGCAUUGGCUUUGGGCUGACCACUCAAAACCCACAGGUCUAAAACACAAUGUUUUUAACUCUCACGCAAAGUUUUUAAAGACAUGAUUUCAAUAACCUUUAGCUCAUUUAUAUUUAGUUUUUUAAUUGGUUUAACAUUUUUUAGAUGUAGAUC
Molecule: messenger RNA, 1293 nt
Organism: Nematolebias whitei (Rio pearlfish)
Lineage: Eukaryota; Metazoa; Chordata; Actinopteri; Cyprinodontiformes; Rivulidae
Gene: six7
Product: SIX homeobox 7
Exons: 3
Coding region: 164-943 (259 amino acids)
Biological process (GO): regulation of transcription by RNA polymerase II; eye development
Cellular component (GO): nucleus; transcription regulator complex
Molecular function (GO): RNA polymerase II cis-regulatory region sequence-specific DNA binding; DNA-binding transcription factor activity, RNA polymerase II-specific
Source: RefSeq, a predicted model, not a curated record